Molecule: messenger RNA, 1455 nt
Organism: Electrophorus electricus (electric eel)
Lineage: Eukaryota; Metazoa; Chordata; Actinopteri; Gymnotiformes; Gymnotidae
Gene: chmp1a
Product: charged multivesicular body protein 1A
Biological process (GO): vacuolar transport
Source: RefSeq, a predicted model, not a curated record
AUCACAGGGCCGGAAUCCGGAAGAGGAGCCGCGCAUACAGAAGAAAACAAACAGUCUGAUAACAAUUACUAUUAGUGUGAUAACAACAUUGCUAUUAGUGUGAAAACAACAUUACUAUUAGUGUGAUAAGUGGACAGAGACGCGUCGAGGAUACAGACAUGGACGACGCAUACUUCCAGUUAAAGUUUAGUGCAAAACAGUUAGAAAAACUGGCCAAGAAGGCUGAGAAAGACUCAAAGGCUGAGCAGGCCAAAGUCAAGAAGGCACUCCAGCAGAAGAACGUGGAGUGUGCGCGUGUGUAUGCUGAGAACGCCAUCCGUAAGAAGAACGAGGGCCUGAACUGGUUGCGCAUGGCAUCACGCGUGGAUGCUGUGGCCUCUAAAGUCCAGACGGCUGUCACUAUGAAGGGGGUGACUAAGAACAUGACGCAGGUCACUAAAGCACUGGACAAAGCUCUGAACUCAAUGGACCUUCAGAAAGUCUCUGCAGUUAUGGACAAGUUUGAGAGCCAAGUUCAGAAUCUGGAUGUUCACACUUCAGUGAUGGAGGACUCGAUGAGCUCGGCAACCACGCUGACGACGCCGCAGGAGCAGGUGGACAACCUGAUUGUGCAGAUUGCGGAGGAGAGUGGUCUGGAAGUUCUAGACCAGCUCAACCAACUCCCGGCCGGAGCCAGCUCGCUUGGAGAAGGCUCAACCCGCUCACAGGAGAAAGAGGACCAGCUUUCCCGGAGGCUUGCGGCGUUGCGGAACUGACGGUGUGUGAGCAGGAGAGGACCGGAAGGCCAGAGAGCUCACGGAUCCAGUCCAACUCCUCACUCGGAUGACCUGACAAGGCCGUUGAUUUGUGUUCCCAGAUCUAUUUAUACACACACUCUUUCAGAGUUGCCAAAAUCGCUGCCCAAGUGUGUUUGCGUCCCAGAUCACACCCGCACUUUCUGCUGAAAACAAUCUUUCUUUUUGACUUUGUUGCUGAACAUCUCUCUCUCCCUCUCUCUCCCCCUCUCUCUCUCUCUCUCUCCCUCUCUCCCUUUCUCCCAACACUAGAGUAUGUGGGUGAAUCGUAAUAGCAGGUCAGGAGUGAGCGCUCCACUGUAGGUCGUAGUGAUUUCAGGCUCUUUCUGAUAUUACUGGCUGCUGCGUUUCGGUCUUUUCUGUGCGUUUCCUCCUCUGAGAGAUGUAACAUUCAUAUCCAAAGGGCAGAUGGAGAUAGAAACCGCUGCACACAGCUGACUGGAGACUGUACUCUUCAAAACAAACACAUUCAAUAGGUUUUUUUUUUAAAUUAACUUUGACUAUGCUAUUAUUGUAAACCUAUGUUAAUAACAAUAACAGAUCUCACUGUAUGUGGUUGCUGUCAAUGUUAUCUGAGUCUCAUCCUUACAGUCAGAGUAAUGGACCAUCCACGCUGGUCCAUUGUGUCUAAACCCUCAGUAUAGCAUUCUAGUGGAGUGAG